UACAUAAAUAAAAUUUCUAUCAGUCUUUACCUAACGAGGUGCCGCAGCGGCAGCAAGCAGCGCCCCAAGCGCGUCGAUGCAGUCCGACAGGGCAACGACGACGUCGAGCCCCGGGUCGGCGCUCGUCUGGCGGCGCUCGGCGGCGUUGUUCGCCAUCGACGGCCCGCCCGGCACGACAAAGAUCAAACCAGUCGCCGUCAGGGCGCCGACGGCAGCGGUGGAAAGCUCGGACGGCCGGUCGGCGGCGGUCUGGGCGCGGGCGAAUGCGCGGCUCGCCCGCGAGAGCGCCUCCUGCGCGACGAAGGCGUCCGGCGCGGAGUCAACCAGCACGGUGCCCGAAAGCCGCAGCGUCCGCUCGGUCACGGUCUCGCGCAGCCGCGAAAAGACGGCGUCGCCGGGGUCGCCUUGCUCCGCCGCCCGCCGCGCGUCGCGCAGCGCGUCCACAGCCUCCGCGACGGCGCUACGCGCCGCGGCCACGUCGCCCGGCAGCGCGUCGGGGUCGCGCGUCGGCUUCACGUACACCAUGUUUCCCGUCUCCCAGAACUGGCCCUUGAGAUUGAGCGGGUUGAACGGCUUCUCGGCGCACGCCGGCAACGCGGCGGCCGCGGUCGCGGCAGCGGCGGCCUCGCAGAGCGUGCGCCGCGCCAUCGGUGCGAGAGCUGUCGUCGUCUGGAGUGCCACGAGGAAUAAACUCGUGCGGAGCAGCAUGGCUGCAGGCUGGUGCAGCUGGGCUGGUGCUGCACGCAAAAGCACAGCCAACAAGAGUCGCUAAUUGAACUAUCGCUGCUGCAGCUCGGAUUGGAGCACCCAGGCUGCUAAAAUCAUGG
This is a messenger RNA of Pelagomonas calceolata, 827 nucleotides long. The record is from the annotation of a GenBank genome assembly. NCBI's taxonomy places the organism in Eukaryota, Pelagophyceae, Pelagomonadales, Pelagomonadaceae.